AUGUUCGCACAACGAAACAGCUCAGCUUCGAUCCGCUUUAUCGUUGCAGGCGCCUUGACAUCAAUUUUCGCCCUCACAUUCCUCCUUUUCGGCCGCGAACACAGCGACGUGGCCCUCAAAUAUAUCAUCAAGACACCUUCUCACUCCGAGCCUCGACCACAUUGCCCAUCAUUGCUACAUACACCCUUAAGAAACGAGAGCUGGGAAUUUAUCGUUAAGCGCGAUGGAAAUAACCACGGUCUUUCGGAGGAGCAAUGCCGCGCUGCGUUCCCGAAACUCUUUGUUGAGAUUGAUAAGUCGGCCUCGUUAAGGACGGAGAAUAAAGUCACGUUUAAAGACUUGGAUUCUCGAAAUGUGGAAGAUGGGAUGGUACGAGGGAUUAUUAAUCGUGGAGAGCUCUAUAUCGUCGACUUUGCAGCCAUGCCCGUUACUGCGACUCGAGCACACGCCACGUUGAACUCGCUAUACCGUGCCCUCAUGGCGUUCCCUGAUCGCCAUCUGCUGCCCAGUAUCGAGUUCAUCUUCACGACGGAGGACUUUGACAACGAGCCAACGGGUUUGGCGCCUAUCUGGGCAUAUUCAAAACGCGACUCCGACGACUCUGUGUGGCUGAUGCCAGACUUUGGAUACUGGGCCUGGCCCGAGGUCCAGAUAGGUCCAUACCACGAAGUGAGACGGCGUAUUGCGGCGAUUGACGAUGGCGAGACGGACUCACAAGGCACUAUUAUCCCCGGCUUGCGCUUCCAGGACAAGAAGAAGCAGCUCGUCUGGCGUGGCAGCUUGGCAACAAACCCGCCGGUGCGCGGGAAGCUGCUCAAAUCCUCCCUGGGCCGUAGCUGGGCCAGCGUGCGCGUCAUCGACUGGGACGACGAGAAUGAUCUCCGCUACAACCUCUUGCCCAUCGAGGACCACUGCCGCUACAUGUUCCUCGCUCACACCGAGGGCCGCAGUUUCUCCGGCCGGGGUAAGUACCUGCUGAACUGCCGCUCCGUGGUUAUAUCGCACCCCCUCGCAUGGCGUGAGGCGCAUCAUGCUGCGCUGGUUUCGUCGGGCCCGGACGCGAACUACGUCGAGGUGGACCGUGACUUUGCGGAUUUACCACAUAAGAUUGAUUACUUGAUCGAUCACCCGGAGGUUGCGGAGCGUAUAGCUAACAACGCUGUGCGCACUUUCCGUGACCGCUAUCUCACCCCUGCUGCGGAGUCGUGUUACUGGCGCCAUUUGGUACGGCAGUAUGCUUCGGUGUGCGAUUUCGAGCCCGUGCUCUUCUCGAUAGACCGCGAUGGCAGAAAACAGCCUCGUGGCAUGCCUUUUGAGAUGUGGCUGCUUAGGCGAUGA
This is a messenger RNA of Penicillium lagena, 1338 nucleotides long. RefSeq lists its product as uncharacterized. Lineage: Eukaryota; Fungi; Ascomycota; Eurotiomycetes; Eurotiales; Aspergillaceae. The transcript is spliced from 2 exons. The coding region runs from base 1 to 1338 and encodes 445 amino acids. The record is from RefSeq and is a predicted model, not a curated record.